AUGCGCCAAAAGCUGCCGUUCAACCCGCUCCAGUCGCUUCUCCCGCGAAUCUUUGUGCGGGGCAAAAAACACGAUGCGCGCAGCCGCUGGGAAAUGCGCCAGAUGAAAGACAAGCAUGUGGCCAUGGCCAAGGCUGACGGAUUCCGGUCUCGAGCCGCGUACAAGCUACAGGAACUCGACUCCAUGUUCCGGCUGUUCAAGCCCGGCAUGACGGUGGUGGAUUUGGGCUUUGCGCCCGGCGCAUGGAGUCAAGUGGCUGCUCAGCGAGUGCGGCCUGGAGGCAGAGUUAUUGGAGUGGAUAUCCUUCCUUGCAUUCCUCCUCCAGGAGUGUCCAGCAUCCAGGGAAAUUUCCUGUCCAAAGAAACACAAAACGAGCUCAAACGUGUGCUGGCCGUCUCGGCGAUGGGAGUUCCCAAGGACAAGGACUCUGGUGGCGCCAUAGGCACUGCUCCUCCGUCUUAUCUGGACACUGAACGCGAGCUUGGCAGUAUUAACAGCAACAGCAACGAACCCCAAUUUGGCGACGACUACCCGGUAGAUAUAGUGCUUAGUGACAUGUGCGAAACGUUACCCCAGGAACACGGAUUUUUUCAAAGAACUAUUAAUGACCCAUACUAUAGGAUGGCCAAUGUUUCCGGCAUAGCUGUGAGGGACCAUGCUGCCAGUAUUGUGAGUGAAGGAAGGAAGCGCAUUGGGUGUGGUGCAGCCAGCUUCGAUGUGGCAGAAGGGAAGCCAUAA
Molecule: messenger RNA, 738 nt
Organism: Yarrowia lipolytica CLIB122
Lineage: Eukaryota; Fungi; Ascomycota; Dipodascomycetes; Dipodascales
Source: RefSeq, a predicted model, not a curated record